AAAAAAAAAAAAAAAAAAAAACAAGACAUGAUAACGUUUAUAGGACCCCGGGAGCCGCAUUACAGAUUUCCGCGGUGGACCCUACAUCACUUAAAGAGAUGAACCUGGAUGAAGACAAUGGUCUGACCGGCAGCUGCGGCAAUGGCAAGCUGAGGCAGUGGCUGAUAGAGCAGAUUGACAGCAGGAGAUAUCCAGGCCUGGUUUGGGAAAAUGAUGAGAAAACCAUCUUUAGGAUUCCGUGGAAACAUGCAGGAAAACAAGACUACAACCGAGAGGAGGAUGCCGCUUUGUUUAAGGCAUGGGCGAUGUUUAAGGGCAAGCAUAAGGAAGGAGUUGACAAGCCAGACCCCCCCACAUGGAAAACCAGACUACGCUGUGCCCUUAACAAGAGCAAUGAUUUUGAUGAAAUAGUGGAAAGAAGCCAACUGGACAUCUCAGAACCAUACAAAGUCUACAGAAUCAUCCCAGAGGGAACCAAAAAGGGCAUGAAAAUGAGCCGCAUGGAGGAAACGCCAUCACACCCAGUUGGAUACAUUCCACCAUAUACGUCUCUGCACAACCAGGUACCCAGCUUUGUGCUUUCUCCAGAAAGAAGGGACUGGAGGGACUAUCAUACACCGCCUGAACAACAUUCUCUCCAUAACACAAAUCACCAUGGCCAACACACUGACUUGCAGUAUGGUCAGUGCCACUACCAGUCACCAAUCAGUAGAGUUUGGCCUGGUUCACACACUGAAAAUGGUUUUCAGCUCUCAUUCCACACAUACCUUUCAGAGUCUCAGCCACCAAUGUACACGAUGGACCACAACAAUGCCAUAUCAGAUUUCAGCCUGCAUGUAUCCCUUUACUACAGAGAAACAUUGGUGAAGGAAGUCACUGUCAGCAGCCCAGAAGGUUGUCGGAUUACCUCUAACUCGACAUCCUCUCCAUCCUCUUCCUCCUCCUCUUCUCCAUGCCCAGAGGACAGAUUCCACAGUGGUGCGGAAAUCAUUCUUUUUCCAUCCCCCUUCCCUGAAUCUCAGAGGCAAGGAGCUGAGAUGCUUCCCAACAUCCUGGAGAAAGGAGUGCUCCUUUGGAUGACAACUGACGGGCUGUAUGCCAAGCGCAUGUGUCAGGGACGGGUGUACUGGGAAGGACCUCUGGCUCCAUAUGUGGACAAACCCAACAAGCUGGAGAAGGAACAGCCAUGCAAACUGUUUGACACCCAUCAGUUUCUUAUUGAUCUACAAGAUUUUGCCCAUAAUGGUCGUCAUCCUCCACGACACCAGGUGGUGCUUUGCUUUGGAGAUGAAUAUCCAGAUCCACAACGUCCCAGGAAACUUAUUACAGCACAGGUGGAGCCAGUGUUUGCCAAGAAGCUAAUCUACUAUUACCAACAGAAUGCUGGCCACUACCUGCGAGCCUACGAUCACAUUCAGGAACAAAACCCUUCUCCAACAAUUGACUAUCCUUCUCAGAGACCCAUGGAGCAUAUUCAGGAGUGAAAAGCAUGCAAAAAAAGCUACACAAGCACAUAAGCGGGAUGGGUAUAAAUGUGAAUGUAAAGCUGUGAAUUUGUAUCACGCCUAAAGACUGCCGCAUCCAUGUUUACUGUAAAUGAUUUUGAGACUGAGGGGAUGAGAUGGGGAAGACCCUGUAAGAUUUUACAGGUUCGUUUCAAAGACUGGGGAGUAAGUUCAUAUGUUGUUUUUUUUUUUUUUUUUUCUCUUUCUUCUUCUUCAGCAAAUAUUAUUGUGACAGUGUGAAGGAUGCGGUUUGAGGGUGGGGGAGAUGAGCGGAGUGGAGGGCAAUCUGAGACAGGAAGUACUAGCACAGGUGCACAGGAAGAAUGGCCCCUAAGACAAACACUGAUAUGUCUGUGAGAUAAGCCAGUCUGAAUGAAUACUUCUCAUUCACAGGUAACAGUAAAUCUAUAUUUUGGUGAACAGGAUUUGGGGACAAUUUCUGAUUCUACGUUCUUUAUGCAGCUCAUUUACUUUAUAAUCAACAACACUCGACAUACAAGAUAAAGAAAGUAGACAUAAGGCAUGCUUACAGAAAAAAAAAAUGUAUAAUAUUGAUUUGUUCUAAGGCAGAUUUUUGAAGACCCCAAAUUUUGUCUCGAUGUAUGAUAGAAAAAUCUUGUUUAUUCCGGCCCUUUGUUUGACGGUUCUGUUGCUUGUGAAAUAUUGUAUAGUUUAAAAUUUCUUCAAACCGAGUAAUAAAUAUUUUUGAAACUA
Molecule: messenger RNA, 2219 nt
Organism: Cyprinodon tularosa
Lineage: Eukaryota; Metazoa; Chordata; Actinopteri; Cyprinodontiformes; Cyprinodontidae
Gene: irf4a
Product: interferon regulatory factor 4a
Exons: 9
Coding region: 99-1484 (461 amino acids)
Biological process (GO): immune system process; regulation of transcription by RNA polymerase II
Cellular component (GO): nucleus
Molecular function (GO): protein binding; RNA polymerase II cis-regulatory region sequence-specific DNA binding; DNA-binding transcription factor activity, RNA polymerase II-specific
Source: RefSeq, a predicted model, not a curated record